UCUCCCGUACUGGGUUUCCUCUAACUGCUCGCAGUCGUUCCAUCUCUCCGUGCUUGGUUUUCGUAGGAGCUUGGAACUCCUGCUCCAGUGGCAGUCAAGGGCUGAAGGUUGAGCUUUUAGCAGAGAGCCCUAGCUGUUGAGUUGGCUUCCCUGUGCGAUGGACCUUUUCUCCUGUCGCUGCGGUCCCCCCCUUCUCGCCCCAGUGUCCCCAUACCCCCCACCCAAGACUCUGGUGUCGGGGACCGUUUCCUCCCGCUCCUGCUCUCCCAGGCGCUACAGGGAGCGCUUUUGGCCCCCAACGUUCUACGGGGCCGUUAACAGUCUCUGAGCAGAAGUCGCUGGAGCAAACGGCUGCCGGGGCGGCCUCUCCCCCGCGGCAGCAGCGCAGCCCGGCGCGGCACCCUCAGCGAGAAGCGAGAAGGGAAUCGCUGCCACAGAGCGGCCCCGAGCGAGCCCGGCCUGUCAGGCGGCGGAGCCCCGCGGGCGGCGGGCCCGGCUGGCGAGCGGGGGCAUGGCGGCGCGGAGCCAGGCCUCCCUGCGGCGCCGGCUGCAGAGCUCGCAGGAGGCGCAGCAACGCCAAGCGGUGCUGGUGCGGAAGCUGCAGGCGAAGGUACUGCAGUACCGGACUCGGUGUCGAGAGUUGGAGCAGCAAGUGCAAGCAGGAGGGGGAUCCCUUCCAGGCAGGUGGGAAGCCAGAGAAGCCCGCGACCGGGAGAAAGCACUGCUUCAGUUGGAAGAGGAGCAUCAAAGGUGUGAGACUCUGGCCGAAGUGAACGCUGUCCUGCAGGAGCACCUAGGUAAAGCGACUGAGGUUAAUUCAGCCCUCAAGGAAGAUGUUGGGAAACUGACGGCGGAUUGGAUGAGGGCCCGGGAGGAGCUGGAAUUGAAGGCGAGCGAACGGCGCAAUGAACGUGAGCUUUAUGACAGCUACUUAAAGGGUGAACGUAACCGCCUACUCAGCCUGUGGCGUCAGGUGGUGACCUUCCGCCGUCACUUCCUGGAGAUGAAGACUGCCACUGACCGAGAUUUGUCAGAGCUGAAGGCCGAGCAAAUGAGGCUUUCUGGAUCUAUACUUGUAAACUGCUCCCGCCUAAACUCCGGCAUGCAGCGCUGGGAGUCCGUCCCUCUGGGUAGACCUGUCCUAAAGGAUCAGGCGCAGCAGCAAGCGGACCAGGAAAGAAGCCAGAGGACUUGGGAAGUGAUGUGCUUACAAGCCAAGGGGGACCCGGAGAAGGAGGAGCUUCAGGACAGACUGAAGGACUUAGCUGCACUUGAAGGAAAACAGUCAUUAUCACAGAGUGAGUUGGUAGUCGCGAGAGAGACACUGGAGGAAUGGCGUCUUCAGAGGGAUCUGCUGAAGCGCGAGAAACAGGAGCUUACAAUGGCCCUGGAAAAGGCAGAGCAGUCAGUAGCAGAGUUGACAGGGGCUCUGAAUAAGCUGCGUGCUGAAGUAGCUGAUCUACAUGUUGGAGCCGCGAAGCUGGAGCAAGAGCACGAUCUUCUGUCAGGUAAAGUGGCCGAGAUGGAGAGAGCAAAGAUCUCUGACCAGGAGAGGCUGAACCUGUGUGAAAGAACAAACGAAGAGCUCUGCGCAGAGAAAGCCCGCCUGGAGCAGCUGCUGAAGAAAGCAGAGGAGCACCAGGAGGGGCUGCAGGCAGAGCUGAGGAUGCUGGCAGAGGAGAAGGCAGAAACCCAAGAUAAACUCAAUGAGGUUUACCGCCAGCAAGAGUCAUCUAGCAGUGGUCUGGAGCAGUUGCGCCAGGAGUCCUCUCGCCAAGGGCAUGCACUGGCCAGGGUGUCCAAAGAGAAGGAGUUGCUGGUGCGUGAGAAGGCUGCCCUAGAGGUGCGACUGGCAGCCGUGGAGCGGGACAGACAAGGCCUUUCAGAGCAGCUGGCAGAGGCCAGGUCAGUGAAGGAGACCCUGGAAUCCAGCCUGUUUGAGGCUCAGCAGCACUCAUCUCAGCUGGAGAUCUCCCGGCAUCAGCUUGAAAUCCAGCUUCACGCAGUCGCGCAGGCCAAGGAGGUGAUCCAAGGGGAAGUGAAGUGCCUUCAAUGUGAGCUGGAAGCGGAGAGAUCUCUAAGGAGGCAGGAACGGGAGCACAUGGCACAACGGCUCUUGCAGACAGAACGGCAGUAUGAGGCUGCCCUCAGACUUCGGCAAACUGAUCAUGAAGCGGAAAUGAACAAGCUCCUGCAAGACCUGGCAAGCGAGUGGGAAGGGCACCAUUCAGAGCUAGAGGAGAUGCUGGAGCGAUGGGAAAAGGAGAAGGCAGAGACAGAAAGGGAGCACGAGAAGAAGCUGUUUGAUAUGAAGCAGAAAGUUGCCACCAUGCAAGCUCAACAAGAGGAGGAACGAACGAGAGUUGAAAAUGCCAAGCAAGAGGCCCCGCCAGAACAGGAGCGUGAGAAGAAGAAUGCUUUCCUAGAGACGCUGCUCCAAACUCGGGGAGAGCUAAGAGAAGCCUGCCAGCAGCUGGAGCAGCUCAGGCAGGAGGUGGAAGAGCGGCGAGAGAAUGGGCAGAACAUCACGGAAAAGCUGCAGGCAGAACUGCAGGAAAGUCAGAGUAAGAUCAAGGCCGUGGAGAAUAGGCACAAGGAAGAAAUGCAAACCGUCACAGAGGAAAUGAACAGCCUUCUUCAGCAGAGGGAUGCUCUACAAAAACAGCAUGAACGGGACAGGCUGCAAGCAGUUAAAGAAAAACUGGUACGAGAGAUGAAACUUCUUCAGGAAUCAGCCACAGCCUCUGAGACCCGAGCAAAUACAGCAACGGAUACGAAUCACUGCCUUGAACAAGAACUUCAGACUGCAUUGUCUGUCUUGAAAAUGAAAACCGAGGAAGUGGAAACGCAGUGGGAGAAAAUGCAGACGCUCCAGAAAGACGCGGCACAGGGAAAAGCUUUGCAGGAGACUCUCCCUCAUCUGACUGCCAUCCUGUCAGAGAGGGAGGGAGAAAUGAAGUUGUACCAGGAAGAGGUGAGAACGCCGGAAGACCAGCAAGCAAUGCAGAAAACUACUCUCGAUCAGGUUAUUAAGGACAUAACAGAGAAAAACCAGAAGAUGGAAUCCCAGCAAGAACGGAUACGGGACCUGGAGAAGCAGCAAGAAAAACAAAGGAUUGCUGUCAGCAAGAUGAGCAAAGAGCUGGAAGAGAGAGGCCUGGAGAUCAGAUCCCAGCAAGAACGGAUACGGGAGCUAGAGAAGCAGCGAGAAAUGCAGAGGACUGCUGUCAGCAAGAUGAGCAAAGAGCUGGAGGAGAGAGACCGGGAGAUCAAAUUCCAGGAGGGGAAAAUAGCGAUUCUAGAACAAGACGGUGCAUCACAAGUGAGAAAUCUGCGGGUGGAUCUUGAUCAUCUGAAAGGAACCUUGGAGGAGAGAAACUUGGAGCUUAUGUCUCUGACUCAGCAGAUCCAAGAACUGGAAAGGGAGAGAGAACAGGUGAAAUCUCUGCACGCAAGCCUCGAACACCUGAGGGCCGCUCUUAAGGACAGAGAGAGCGAGUGUGAUUCUCAAAGGCAUCAGUUAAGACUCUUGCAGCAGUACAAGGAGCAGCAAGAGGGGUACCUGCAAGAGCUUCACGGUAAAGUAGAAAAGAUGACACUUGCUUUGUCUCAAAAAGAUCAAGAGCUUGAGUCACAAGAAAAGCAAAUCCAGGAAGCUGAAGAAGUCACGGAAAUGCAGUUAAGGACUGUCCGUGACCAACUGGAGCAGGCCUUAGAAGCCUUAAAAGAAAAGGACAGACUCAUAGACACCCAAAAGCAACAAACAAGGAGCUACGAGGGAAAACCAGGAGAACAGCUGAAGGUCUUACGCAGAGACUUAGAAGACGCUACGGCAAUACUGAAAGAAAAGCAUUUCAUGGUUGAAUCUCAGAAGGAACGGAUUGCGACCUUCCAAAAAGCAGAACAAGACUCUGGAGAGCAGAAGGAAAUUCUGCAGCAUCUGGAAGCGGCCCUAAAGGAGAAAGAGCAAGAAAUUGUAUCCCUUAGAAAGCCAUGUGAGGCACGCAAGGAACAGGAGGAAAAGCACGGAGCUGAGCAAACAAAUCUUCAAGGGACAAAACUGACUCUGAAAGAAGAGAGAGAAAGAAAGAUAGGGGUUCUGGAGGAGGCUACCUCUAGGCUUGAGACCAAGGCUCAAGGUGAGCAAAAAGAGUUAGAAGAGGAAAUAAGAGCUCUUUGGGAAGAUCUCCAGCACGUUCAGCAGACUCUGGCAAGGAAGGAUGAAGAGAUCGAGUACCAGAGAGACAGAGUCAGGUAUUUCGAGAAGACUCUGUCAGGGAGAGAACAAGAGCUUAGGCGGCAGAGCGAACUCCUGAAACAAUUAACGUCAGCUUUGCGAUGGAAAGAUGAGGGGGAGACCCUACAGAAACAAAUCCAGAAACUCCAGAAAUGGGAGGAAGAGGAAGCCGAGAAGAGGAGGGUUCUCCAGGAGAGAGACCGUUCCUUGCAAAGGCAGAAGGAGCUAACCCAACAACUGGAAGAUGAGCGGAAAGCAAAGGGGGAAGAAUUGGAGCGUGCGAUUGCUAUCUGGAAGCAGACUGAAAGCGGAGAAGUCAAAUGGAAAGAGAAGGCACAAGCACUGACUCUUGCCCUGACCAAGAGUGAAAUGGCCAAUGGGACUCUGAGGGGAGAAAUAGCCGUCCUGCAGAGUAUGGUUUCAGAGAGGGACACGGACUGGUUUCAUCACGAGCAGGCUACUGCAGAAGGGGAGCAGCUCUCCUGGCUCUCAGAGAAGAGACUCCUGUCGCAGCGGCUGGAACGUCUGCAGCGAGCAGUUGCAAAGCUGCAACUCGAGAAGACGGAGCUGAAGCAACUCAACGCUGAGCUCAGGAGGACUCUUGAGCAGGUGGAAUGGGAGCGGAGGAGACUGAAGAGAUAUUGUAGAGGUCGGUCGCUGCCAGAUGCGUGCGGCUUUUCUCUCUCUGACCAGCACAAGGUGCCUGCUUCUCGACAGGAGGAGUCUCACACGUGCUGCAGUUGUCGAUUAGCUGAGUUGCAGAAGCAGGUGUCCCUUCUGCAGACGCAGCUGGCACAGGAACGAAAAUACAAGCAGGACUAUCCUGAGUGCUGUGCAAAGACCAGCCAGGAGCUGUCAGACCUUCACCACGAGCUGUCUUACUCCUUAGCAGCUGUGGUCAGGGAGCCCAAAGCUGCUGUUUUGGAAGCAGAGACUGGGAAGCUGGGUCAGCCUCUGAACCUUCUUUUCCUGUAGAGGAACAGCUGCUGCAUCACAGGGUUCCUGUCCUGUGCCCUUCCCAGGAACGAAUUCUGUUUUGCUGCGGGAAAUGGGGGUGCAUUUGUUCUGUUUGCAUCUGGAAGCAUCUCCUAGUGACAGUGGUUUUAAAUGCGUUUUGGUUUUUUUAAUAAAGGCAAUUUUGCAGGA
Messenger RNA from Grus americana (Whooping crane), 5383 nucleotides. RefSeq names its product centrosome-associated protein CEP250-like. The record is from RefSeq and is a predicted model, not a curated record. NCBI's taxonomy places the organism in Eukaryota, Metazoa, Chordata, Aves, Gruiformes, Gruidae.